This is a messenger RNA of Zingiber officinale, 1493 nucleotides long. RefSeq names its product squamosa promoter-binding-like protein 10. The transcript is spliced from 2 exons. Gene Ontology annotation, molecular function: DNA binding. The record is from RefSeq and is a predicted model, not a curated record. Gene Ontology annotation, cellular component: nucleus. Lineage: Eukaryota; Viridiplantae; Streptophyta; Magnoliopsida; Zingiberales; Zingiberaceae. The coding region runs from base 349 to 1080 and encodes 243 amino acids.
GAUUGCAUGCGAAAAAGCAAUGAAUCGAGAAGCAGAAACGGCGUCUUGAUCUCUCUUCUAAAAGCUCUAGUUAUUCUUGCUUAAACUUUUGCUUAUCCUCUCAGCCCACUUUCCUCUCUGCAUUGCUUUCAGAAUUCCACCACUUGCCGAAGCUUUUGCAGAUUGCAGGCAGUUAGCUGCAGAAGCAAUAAUGGACGACUAGUACCAUUACUACGACCCGACCAGAGAAGAAGAAUCUCCUUUCUCUCUCUUUCUUAUUCUCUUCUCCUUUAAAUAACACCUUUAGCUAGUUGCAGGCUUGAGCAGCUUCCCUUUCGUUUAAUUACUUGUUCGCCGUUUGAUGGGAAGAUGAUGAACGGGUUGGGUUCUUCGGAUGCCUCCUUCUCCCCUGCUUCCAUGGCGGCGUCUUUCUCUGAGCUCGGAGGCGGUGGAGGUAGUCAACAAGAGCAGCUUUGGGACUCCGACUCCGCCGCCGGCCUCCAAAGCCACUUAUUCGGUCAUCAAGAUCCAACCAUGGAGGACAUGAGCACCAGCCUCCGCUUCUUCCCGCCGGCAGGGUAUCGACAUUAUUCUCCCCUGGGACUUGUCCUGAAGGGGGAAGACAACAUCGCGGCCGCCGCCGGCCAAAUUGGUCUCAAUUUGGGCCGACGGACCUACUUCUCCUCCUCCUCCUCCUCCGGCGACGAUGCUCGCCGCUUCUUUCUGUGCCCGAAAGGAGGCGGCGGCGGCGUGUGGUCGCCCGGCCACCAGCCGUCUCGUUGCCAGUGCCAAGCCGAGGGGUGCAAGUCCGACCUGUCCGGCGCCAAGCACUACCACCGCCGCCACAAGGUCUGCGACUUCCACUCCAAGGCCACCGUCGUCAUCGCCCACGGACUGCGGCAGCGCUUCUGUCAGCAAUGCAGCAGGUUUCACGUGCUUGAAGAGUUCGACGAGGCCAAGCGGAGCUGCAGGAAGCGUUUGGCCGACCACAAUCGCCGGAGGAGGAAGCCUAAGACGAAACACGACGCAGAUUGCUCAACCUCCAUGAUUACUCCAAGCAAGCGAUUAAAAAUUCAAUUUUUUUGUUUUAAAAAAAAAUAAUUCCUUUUAUCCACUCGAUCAAUCUAUGCUCAUGCUAUUGGCUUCGUCAGCAGGAACGAGUGGAAUGGCUGGACAGGGAGAUCGCCUGCAGGAUGAAGUAGCGGUCUCACAGCGGCGGCGGCAGCAGCAGUGUUUCUCCUCUGUUGCAGAUCAAUGCAAGAGCCUCUUCCUGCACCGUCAGAACACCUGGAGCUCUGCGCCUCCCAAUGAGGUUUCCAUGUCCAUGGGAGGAGGACCCUUAAGCUAUCUCCACCUCGACCAAUCCAUGUUUGAGUUGGAUUUCAUUUGAUGUUGUCGCAUAUAGAUUAGCUGUGUUUCUGAUUAUCUCCUGCCUCGAUAACUCCCGUCCUAAAAAGGAAUUAUUUCACCUUUUGUUACCAGAGUUAUUAUGUAAUGUAGUAGAUUAAACUAUA